Messenger RNA from Tricharina praecox, 1245 nucleotides. Its product is annotated as Asp/Glu/hydantoin racemase. The transcript has a single exon. Lineage: Eukaryota; Fungi; Ascomycota; Pezizomycetes; Pezizales; Pyronemataceae. The record is from RefSeq and is a predicted model, not a curated record. Bases 184 to 954 code for a protein of 256 amino acids.
AUUCCCGAACCCUUGUUCAGCCCUGCAGCCACCGACGUCAUUCCAUCACUCCCCCACCACCCCUCCAUCUCCGCCCUUCAACCACAACCACCGCAACGCAACUAAUCCACCAACUCAAUCCACCACCCACCAUCCUCAACCCAUCAUUCUCAACCGCAGCACGACCGCAACACUUCAACAACCAUGACAGCCCUCCACCCCACCCCCUCCACCCCCUCCACCGCCAUCCCACGGUCCCUCCUAAUCAUCAACCCCAACUCCACGACGGCGAUGACGACCGCUUUAGUCCCGAUCAUCACCCCCCUCCUCCCACCCAGUUUCAGGGCAACGUACUUCACCGGCCCCCCCAGUUCCCCUCCGUCGAUCAACAACGAGGCCGACUCCACAGCCUCCGCGACCGCCUGCCUCCCGCUACUCCUCCCACUCCUCGCCUCCCACGAUGCAGUCCUAAUCGCAUGCUACUCCGCCCACCCCCUCGUCCCGCAGCUGCGCGCGCGCACCGCUGCACCGGUAAUAGGCAUUCUCGAGGCGAGCGUGUACUUCUCCCUUGCGCUGCUGGGGGCGUCGGGAGCGGCGGGCGGGAAGUUCGGCAUUGUCACGACGGGCGCGGCGUGGGAGAGCUUGCUGGCGACUGCGGUUGAGGAGUUGUUGGGGGGUAAGGGAAGGUUCGCGGGUGUUACUAGUACUGGGCUAGACGCGGAUCAGUUGCAUAGAGUUGGCAGGGAGGAGCUCGAAGCGAGGAUGGGGGAGGCGACGAGGAAGCUUGUGGGAGAGGGGGAGGAGGGGAAGGAGGGGGCGCAGGGGGCUGAGGUGGUUUGUUUGGGGUGUGCGGGUAUGGUGGGACUGAGGGAGGUGGUGGAACAGGCCGCCAAGGAGGUGGGGAAAAGCGUGAAGGUUGUGGAUGGCGUUGAGGCGGGCGUGGGCGUGUUGGUUGGGAUGGUGGGGAGGUAUUAAGCUGGGUGGUGAUGGGUGAAGGGAUACCAUAGGAGGAAUGGGGGAGGUGUGGAGGCAAUAUACUGAGCAUCGUUCUUGCGAUAUGAGGGAAUGCAGGUCAUUCGGAGCGCAUGUGUUAUCACUCGUAGAAAUGCUUAGAGAGGGAGGGCAGUAGAGUUCGUUCUCCAGCCUCAGGCUGGACGGCGUCACCAGCCCGGUUCCAUCCGACCACAAUUUCGGAGCCUGGAAUGGACUGGGGCUCGGGAAAUCCAGCAGAGUAAGCUGUAGGGCUAAGUCUUUGUAUUUUUCUAC